AUUAACUGACAACCCGUUUCCCCGCCACCUUUCACCAGCUCUUUCUUCUUCCCUCACCUUCCUUCCUUCCUUCCUCUCUACUCUGCCUGCUUUUCCUCCCUUUCUUCUUCCUAGCUAAACAUAAGCAAGUAUCGAUAGUCAUCUUAUUGACCAGCUUAUAACUCUCAGCUCUCUUUCAUCUAUCUUCUCUCUUUUCUAUUCAGCAGGUUCGGUCACGACUGAGAACCCACUGAAAACCCCACUUCCAGCAGGUGUCUGCCUGGCCUCUACCGUGAGGUCAAUUUUAAUGAUGUUGGGCAAACAGCGGGUCACACUCGCAUCGAUGUGGGCGUUUGAAGACGUUGGCGUUCAAGAGGUUACGGACGCAAUCAAGAAAUCCAACCCUCACAUCGAUCUUGAAUGUCACUAUCAUAGCUCUGAUAACGUCCUUGAGGUAGCUGGUAACCUAGAAGGAUGUCCGUCACAGAUUGCGAACACUGUUUCAGGGUUCAUCGACAGUCAGAGGAAUAAGGAUCUACUGGAUAUGCCCCGAAUCAACCAGCUAGAUCACUCUCCCAAGAUUCAGGAUGACGAAAAGCCUGGUUCAGACCAAGGCGAUGAUGGUGGUCUCUUGGCUUUGGGGGACACCUCAGAUGAGGACCUGGUCCCCAAUCCGGUUGUGGUCACCAAGUUCUGGGUAUCGCCCACCGGGGGGGCUGGUUGCUUCUCGGAGAACCGUUUCCAUGAGUUUGUCGCACAGGUGGCGGAUUUGACUGGGACUGCUAUUACUCUUGUUGAGGAAUGCAAGGUUCAAGUGACUGGGAAGUCAUCCGAGGACGUUGAGGAUGCGUUGGUGAAGCUCUCUCGGAUUGAAAGACCCUUGAGCUUCAUUGUCAGUCCGCAUGUGGCGAACAUCAACGCUACUCCGGGUGACGACCGCAUCCGUCUCCGACUGCAGGGCUACAGCAGCCUUAACUGCGUAGCUCUUGGCCGAAUUCUGGCCGAUCCGAGCUCGACUUUGAGCUCGGACUUCGGUCAGAUGUUCGUCACUGUCCUGCUUUCCUUUGACGAAGAGGCCCAGUCUUUCAAAGCACCCAAAAAUCUUCUAAACCCUCCACAUGUGACCGAGGGGCCCGGGAGAUCUCGUAUCUGGAAUGGCUUCACCUUCCAAGGGAUUGGGAAAGGCGAUGAGUAUAUUGCCAUGGAUAAAUCCGACGAGCGUGCUACAGGAAAAUCCCAACCCAUAGCUUCCAGUCUCUCGGCUCCUCAUCCUUACUUGACCGCUGAAAAAGCAAAACAAGUGAACCAGUGGGUUGUUGAGGGCGUCGAACCGGAACAAACUAUCUCUGCACCUGAGGCGGAGUCCAAACCCCUUCCACAACUUGACUCUGCACCUACUCAAACCCCCGAUCUAGCCCCACCUCCUAAGAGGCCGCCUGGUAUCAAAGGUCGCCGGCCCAUGCCAUCAGACAAGGACCAACCAAUGACAACCCGCGAGCGAGAAGAGGCCAAAUCUGAACCGGAGAUGACUCAAGCGCCGGCGCCCAAAGAUAAAACCCCUGAACGGGCGAUAGCUCAAGCACCUGAAAUUGAAGAGGACGCCCCGAAACCUCGUCGGAAGUGGAGGAUGAUCUACAAUGCCGAGGCUAGCACCACAGGCCAACAGGCAGCAGACCCGGUUGCUGAGGCACCUGCAUCACAGAGCUUAUCGAGCCCAUUGAAGGGCGCGCCUAAUAGUUCUCAUCCCAUGGUAUCUGAAGAGAAGGCGUGCCUACCUCCAACCUUCGACACCUCCAAGUAUCGUCUCAACAGCAGUGUCCCUCAGACUACGAAGGGCACAUGGGGCAACUCCCAAGGCUGGCGAACAAAUCCAAAGCCAGUAUGGACACCCGAAAAGAAGCAUAGCAAACGAAAGGCACUCGUUGAAGUACUUGAGCCGAGAACAACCGGAAGCACCAGCACUCAUCACGUGCUUUCUUUCCAUCGUCCUGCUUUAGUUCCAACGAACCCAAUCUCUAACAGCAUUGAAGUCUCGCCACACCCGACAGAUGACUCGGUUGUCCAUGGCAUCAGUAACAAUUCUCUGGAUCUCGCCGGUCUAACCUUCGAAGACCCCAUCAUUCCAUUGGAGCUUAGUAGUUCGGUAUCUGUUCGAGGAGCGACUUCGUCCAGCAAUGACAGAGCGUCUUUUCCUGGUGAUGGCGGGGAUACUUCGCCCGGCAAUGACAAAGUGGCUUCUUCCGGCGACGGCAGCGACUCUUCGCCCAGCAGCGACAGAGAGCUUUCUUCUGAGAAUGACAGAGUGGUAGCUUCCGAUAAUGGCAAGGAAACCUCGCUUAGCAAUGGCAGAACGGCCUUUCCCAGUAAUGACAGGGUCAUUGCUCUUCACAACAACAGGAAUAUGUCUUCGGGUAAUGCAGGAGCGAUGUCAACCAGCAGUGCGAGCAUCCCUGAGCAGACAGAAAGACUAGCUUCUUUGAGCAAAGUCUUCAAGGAGAGUGACGACGAUGGUAGACCCCUGGUUGUGGCAGGGGCUUACAGUACUGCACCAGGGCUGCGACAGACACAGGGAACCCUGGCUCGAGAUAAAGCCAUGGCGCUUGAGAGGGCCCACAGAACGGAUAGACGCUCCGGGAAUGAAGUUGUGACUCGGAACUUUCACCGCACUAUGGCUCAAAAGGCUCCCAGGCCAAGUAACCAAGUGCAAAGCAAGGCAGUGAACAAGGCCAAGAAACAGGCGACGCUUGAAGAUGCCUGGGGAUGGGGAAUACACAAGAAGAAGCCUGAGAAGAAGCAACCUGCCGAGGCUUCAGGAACUCAACCCUGUCCUGAUCCCAAAGAGGACAAGCAAGCCACACCUAUGGGUCAAGUCCAAACGAAACAGAAGUCUCAGAUAGGCAAGGGCCUGGACAAUGUCAUGAAUAAUCGCUUGGAUGAGGACAUCAAGAACCUUUAUGAAGCCUUCCGACCCACCCUAGAAGCUGCUGAAUCCUUUCCAGGAUCAAUGUCAUUGGAAGUGCAGAUCGGGUUGCUCUUGAUGCCAACCAUCCCACAAAUAUGCAGCGAGCGCUUAAUUUCUCCGAACGAAUGGGUUAAGAUCUUCCAGCCACGAAAUGGCUUGGCCGCACCUACAACCAAGUUUAUUAGCAGACUGACAACAUCUGGUGCCGAUGUUGACCAUCUCGUCAACCUGAAGACCUCCAAAGCAGAAGGCAAACGCCCCCUGUUCGAGCAAGAAUACGACGAAUACAAUGUGUCAUAUGAAUAUCAUUGCCGAACGAAGACUGGUCAGUUGCUUGUCAUUGUCAUCGACGAGCAGGGGAAUCAUACAGUCAGGCACCCAAUAUCACCACUUGGGAGUGUGAACUUGCAUUUCCCGGGACAGAUAUGGGAUGCAAUGGUGGCCAUAAAUUGUAUCACUGAACAUCAACCUGGUGCCAGUCCGGAAUUUGAAGAAGCCGCCCAACAUAUGGUUGACCACCUCUGGAUACCUGAAGACAGACCCCUGCUGUGCAUCUUCACCCAGUUUUCGGACGGAAACAAAGUGACUGUCGAAAAGGUGUUCUUGAAACGCUGGACUAGACAUAGAUUCAUUCGCUCCAAUGAGGCUUCCCUCGAUAGCAUCCAUUGCCCAAAUAAGAGCACUUCCGAUGUGAGAUCACCGGCCAAAGCUGUCCAAGGAGCGAAUGCGUCCGCGUCGGCCCGUUUGGAUGAGACCAACCACAAGGUCCAAGGUAGCUCUACUAGCGAGAACCAAACCAACGAGGACCUAUAUUUGCAGAUUUUGGAAGUGCAGGAUCUGGUAAUAGGGACCACCUCAGACGAACAAGCCGUCCGUGCCCGUGCGCUGCAACCACACGAGAUGAUCAGACGGGGGCGGCUCUGGUACGAAGCGUCGCUUAUGAGCCCUGCUAUCGAAUCGAUCUUGAAAAGCAACACUAAUCUCGAAAUCGGCGAACGUACGGACGACUGGUGCAGGGUUGACCUGUUUGGGAGGGACGCCGCUAUUAUAGGUGACAAACAAAAGUCCUUGGCAUCAGAUACACCAACCGGGCCUGUCGCCACGGCUAUUGGGUGUGGUGGGCUUGGGGACCUCCUUCGUCUCGCCAGAGUAGUCGUUGGGAAAGCUGAUGGGAUUGGGUACUGGAACGAGGGGCCUGGCGCCGUCGUGGCCGAAGGAGCUCUCGUAGCGCAGCCUGCCCCCGCUUCGAAGGGCCUCGACUUCGAUGAGCUCGAGAGCGUCAAGGAGAUAGGUAGCGCUGGUCCACAUAACGAUAUGACAGGCUUAGUGGCCCUGGGACAGCUUGAGAGUGAAUUUUGGUGAUGUUUCACAAUUGCGGUGCCGCCCAUUGUGUUAUGUGCUUUCCGCAAAUUGCCAGUCAAUAAUCAGGUUUGCUGUAACCUCGGUUUUUCUUCUCUUACUUUAUCUACAAUCUCAAGUUGUUCAUAAAAUGCGACCAUUGUCUCUUUCUAUGUUGCAAAUAAUCAU
Molecule: messenger RNA, 4468 nt
Organism: Aspergillus sclerotioniger CBS 115572
Lineage: Eukaryota; Fungi; Ascomycota; Eurotiomycetes; Eurotiales; Aspergillaceae
Exons: 6
Coding region: 287-4303 (1338 amino acids)
Source: RefSeq, a predicted model, not a curated record